Messenger RNA from Sphaeramia orbicularis (orbiculate cardinalfish), 1917 nucleotides. RefSeq names its product DDAH family member 2, ADMA-independent (gene ddah2). The transcript has 6 exons. NCBI's taxonomy places the organism in Eukaryota, Metazoa, Chordata, Actinopteri, Kurtiformes, Apogonidae. The coding region runs from base 448 to 1320 and encodes 290 amino acids. The record is from RefSeq and is a predicted model, not a curated record.
CCACAAUCUUCUUCUUCACUCUUUUUUCGGCACAGGGAAAGAAUAACGGGAACUGGGUCGGUUUGGAAAUUAAACCUAACACGGGAGCAGGCGUGGAGCUGUGGUAACCUACUUCAAACAGGCUGGGAUCAUCUGUUUCCUGUGUUUUGCAGAAUGCAGAUAGGGAAGUAAUCAGUAGGGAACUGGAAUGAAAGAAGUGGCAGUGAGGACUUAGGGUACCCCCUUCUCUCCCGCUGGGUGUACUGAGUCAUCCCACUAUCUUUGUUAAAAGCUCAGCUGCUGUUUUUUAUGAGGACAGACUUAGUAAAGGUUGCACACACAACCACAUCUUUUAUUACCUAUUCUUCGUCUCCUGGGUCAGCGCAUAUCCUUUGGUAUUUUGGCAGAAACACCAGCACUUGCUAACAGGUUUAACAGACAGACUCACAAAUACGCUGUAGUGAAGUCAUGGCAAACAUGUGCCCGUAUGGCCGUUUCACCCACGCUGUGGUUCGUGGCAUCCCAGAGACCUUUGGGAAAUCAGUUGGAGACAGUCACGAGAAUGGGGAGACUUCAGUGGACCUGGCCAAAGCUCAGCGUCAGUUCGGCUGCCUGACAGGAGCCCUGAGGCAGAAGGUUGGGCUGCAGCUUAUUGAGAUCCCCCCUGACCCAGAGCUGCCGGAGAGCUGGAGGAUAGAGGAUGUGGCAGUGAUCCAGGGAGAUACAGCGCUCAUCACCAGACCCUUCAAACAGCAGAGACGCAGUGAGGUGGAGGCGGUGAGGAGAGUGAUGACAGAGUUGAAGCUGACCGUGGUGGAGAUGGGAGCUGAGGACGGGGAGUUUGGAGGGGCCACAUUGGAAGGCAGUGACGUCCUCUUCACAGGGAGGGAGUUCUUUGUGGGCAUUUCCUCGCACACCAACCGCAGAGGAGCCGAGGUGCUCGCAGACACCUUCAGGGACUUUGCUGUGUCCACUGUCCCGGUCUGUGGCGGAGCCCGACUGAAGAACAUCUGCUCCAUGGGAGGUCCAGACACGAUCAUCAUCAGCAACAGUGACGGGGCCAAGAAGACACUCCGGAUGAUGGAACAGCUGACUGAUCACCACUAUGAAGUGCUCACUGUCUCAGAAGAAUCGGCUGCAAACUGUAUCUAUAUCAAGGGUCCGUCUAAACGGGACUUCCUGCUGCACCGGCCUGUUGAUGAAUCUCCUGACAGUGUUUCAGCCUUCCAGAAGCUGCAGGACUACACCCUCCUGCCGACAGCCUGCAGCGAGGCCUCCAAACUGGGAGCAUCCCUGUCCUCCUUCUGCCUCCUCAUCAAUGGAAAGCACACAUAUUUCUGAAAACUCUGGCUAUGCUAACCAGUCACAUUCUUGUUUUUUUUUUUGUAAUUUUCUCUUUGCCACAGACAGCCGAAUCACUCAAACUUUUCUCCACUGACUCAAACACUUUUCUAUUUAUUGUUUGAGGGGAAACUUUGACACAUGGUACUUUGAGAAAUGGUCCAACUGUAACAUCUGCUAACUGGCUCAUUGAAGGAAACCAGCUGAUAUUUGGCAUCAUUCUCUCCUGCUGGAGAAACUGUGCAUCACACUAGUUUCCACAUUAGUCUUACACAACUAUUCAUGAUACCACUGUAGUUCCACACUGUUCAAUUGUAGCUGUGGCCACAUUUUUUUCCCACUUUUUACUUAGUUGAUAUUUACUGAAAGUGACUGUCACACAAACGGGGUUAAACACUAUUUUUGUUUGCACCCAAAAUGUCUAUUUUAAUUGAGAAUGUACGGGGUGUUUCUUAAAUCAAAUGGCUGUCGGUACUCAUUUGAGUCUGUAACAGGACAUUUAGCUGCUAAGUAACAAAAUGCAGACUUAGUAUUUUAGCUUUUCAUAUGUUUUGAAUUUGUAGAUUAAGUGUUCAAUUAAAUCAAAUGACUACUUCA